This is a messenger RNA of Geodia barretti, 6390 nucleotides long. NCBI's taxonomy places the organism in Eukaryota, Metazoa, Porifera, Demospongiae, Tetractinellida, Geodiidae. The record is from the annotation of a GenBank genome assembly.
AUGACGAAAAACACCAUAGCCGCAUCGGGGUUACAAACCCCUCCUACAAAAGAAUUCCUUUUAAGCUCUCCAGCGGAGAGCCAUGUCUAUAGCCGGACCACAAUUACCGGUACUGUGGAGGUUAAAGACGGAUUCCCGGCAAAUUUCAGCGUCGUCGCCGAUCCUAUCUACGUCCAACAUUACCCGAGACUCCUGUUAGGUGCCAAAUAUCCUGUAGACGGUGAAAUCAGAGGCGAACUCAAAGUGGAUGGAACGCUCAUCAAUUUGGAUGGCAGUGCCAACUUCAGUGUUACCAAAGGCGUGGCAUGGGGUAUCCAUUUGGAUCCGCUGACGCUCCGUUUGGAAAUUGAGGAUUACAAUCUCGUAGUGCCAGACUUCAAGAUAACUACCCGCGAGCAGCAGGUUACACUCAAUGUCGCAGUAACCUCCAAGGGUGACUAUGACAUCCUCCUCGAAAGCGACGCACCUGUCCACUUAGAAGAAAUUGCGAAGGCGGCAAACCUCCCCGAUUUCCCCUUUGAAGGACGAUUCGAUGUUCGGGUUGUUGGAACGCUCAAAAAACCGGCAAGUGCCGCCCCUCAGGUCAGCUGGCGGGUUGAACUCGAUUUUUCAGACGUAACCUUCUUGCACAAUGAACGCGACACGAAAUAUCCGCUCGGUGAUGUCUACCUACUCGGCAAACUCAUAGAACGAAAAAACACCACCGGUGAACCUGACAUCUUCGCCAAUUUCUUCGACUUUCAUGGACACGGGUUUGACGGAACAAGUCAGAUUCAGGGUUACGUCAGCAUGGCUACGGGGAACCCCUACCAAUUCACAGCGGAGAGUGAGGCAUUUGAUAUUACACCGAUUCUGCCCAUACUACACCCCAUGCUUGAGGCGGUUACGGGGACCGCUGGCGGGAGUGCGUCAAUAAGCGGAACGGUGGCAGAUCUUGUGCCACCCGCCGAGAACAUAGCCACGAGCAAUAGCCAUCAGCCGUCAGCGGUCAGCGGUCAGGAAAGAGGUUCUCUUUCUGAAAACCGAUUGCUGAAAGCCAAUACGCAGGUUUAUCCGUACGAUGUGGAUAUUCUUGUCAGGACCUCCCAACUCCGCUAUGAGACCACCGCAACGCAGGAAAUCGCGUUCACAAAUGCUGAACCGAUUCGUUUGCAUCUCAAAGACGACAAAUGGACAAUCGAUUCCCUCUCCUUAAAGAUAUCCGAAUCAAUAAAAAAACGUCAGCCUGCAACAACGGCGCAGGCGGGGGAUGAUAAAAAACCGUUGUUAGACCAAUCGCUUGAUUUAACGCCUAGCGAAUCAUUAAAUAACCCAUUUCUUGAAUUGACAGGCACCUUGGAUGCAAAAAAUGAGACGAUGAAUCUGCACGCUGUAUCUGACGGGUUUGCGCUGCCACCGUUUGGAGACGCAUUGGGACUUCCGCUUGGUAUGCUGCAAACCGGUGCCGUCCGUUAUGACUUGAAAGCGACAGGAACACCUACCCAACCCAAUGUUCAGUUAGAAUGGGCAAUCCCGACGCUAACAUUAGAAACAGAAGCAGGUGAUAUUAACAUCGCCGAUGCGGGUGGUGCAAUAACAUAUCAGGAGGAGACGCUGCGUUUUGAGGGUUGUGCUUUCAAACUCUUCGGUAACGACAUGAAUUUGGAAGGGUACAUUGAUGUUCAACCCGAAGAAGUCAACAAUUCAGAGUUACACCUCCGCGUCGAUACGAUUGCCUUGGAUCUCGCCACCUGGUCUCCGAUGGAGGCUAUCAAUAACCUUGGCUCCGGAUACGUUAAGCUUAGCGGUACAGGUUUAGACCCACAGCAGAUUACAGUAAUUGGUGAAAUAAACGAACUGGAACUUGAUAGCUACGAUUUCCGUCUCACGAACAGCGCACCGCUCCGAUUUAAAUCUGAUCCGGGGGGAACCACUGAGAAGGCGGAACCCCUUGCCGUGCAUAUUCCGUUACAACUCAUAUCAUCGACUAUAACAGCAGCGAUGGAACUCAACAUUGCAGGCACCAUCACCGCCCCUGAAAUCACAGCAGACUGGCACGGCACGCUCAAUGAAAAGGAAUGGACAGGCAAAAUCCAGUACCAAGAUAAACGCAUAAACGUCACUGGAAUAGAACUCAAAAACCGUGAAGGGACGUUAACCCUUGCGGGUGUUAUUCCGUUUAAUCUGACAUUUGAGGCGAUGGAUAUAUCUGAGCGGUUUAUCGCGGCACCCAUUGAUGUACGUCUUCGAGGUAGCGAACUGCCUCUCAAUUUUUUCCCAGGGAUUGAGACCUUCUUUUCAGAGGCGGAUGGCACUGUUGACAUAGAUUUGGGAAUACAAGGCACAAGUCAAUCUCCGUAUGCGGUGGGAAACGUGUUUGUUGAGGCGUUGCAACUGCGUCUCAAGGACUUUCACGAGCCUCUUCAGAAUAUGCAGGUGCAACUCAGUGCACGGGAAGACCUGAUUGAUUUCACAGAGUUCCGAUUUGACAUAGGGGAUGGCGACUGUAGACUUGAACAGGGACAGAUAGUAUUAGAUGGUUUAACGCCAGAAUACUUGAUAUUACGAGGGUUGAGAUUAGAACGAUUCCCACUCGGUUCAACUGUACGUCAUGCCUUACCGCCAGACAUGUUAGAAGAGGUAGAGGGGCAUAUAACAACGACACUGAGAACAUUAACAGUGCCGUUCGACAGUUUCUUAGCGACUGGAGAAAGGACACCAUUUCCGCAAGUCCGAGAGGUUCCCUCACUCGCCGACCUCGUGGCUGUUUCAAAUGCGAACUUAUCAAUUGACAGCGUCCGCCUCGCUUUCAAGGCAAUGGAUCGGUAUUAUGACCUCCAAGAUCCGCGACCGACUCCGAUAGUUCUCAGUGAUGGAACUUUGGUUUUAACUAAAAUGUUCACACUUGAAAAUAAAGACGAAUUUUCAGUCAAGCAGACCUUUACCGACGAGGAUACAAAACCUGACGGUUUACUUGGGGACGAACAGACCAUUUCAGCUAAGACAACGCUUAGUAUUGAUGCUGAAAGCAAAUGGUCGGUGAACGGGGAAUUUGACGGCGCACUGCGGAUCAAGAAUUUUGAUGUUUCAGCGAUAACGGAGGCGUGGCCCGCGCCGUAUCGGGUUACCGGUGCGCUUUCUGGAAGUUUACAGAUGAGCGGUACCAGCAAGAAUCCAAAGAUAACCGUGCGGCGGCACGAAAACGAACCUGCCGAACUCUACCUACACGACAUCCCGAUUGACCUGCGAUGGAGAAUCCGAUAUCAGAACGGGAAAUGGGAAAUUACAGAGAAACGGUACGUUGAAGUCAGGUUUGGUGAAAAUCAGUUGACUUUCUCAUGGACGAUGCCUUACCAGUUUGAAGUAAUACCGUUUCUGACGGCACUGCAACAGUCCCCAGAAAAAGUUUGGACGGAACUCCAACAGACCCAAAUGCGUGGGACCUUGGAUAUUAUAUUAGAUGACCUUGACAUGCUGCCGUUUGUGGUUCCUGGACUCAGCUCGGCGACAGGCACAAGUCAGGUUCAUGUCAAACUGACAGGGUCGAUGGAGGCUCCAGAAGCCAACGGCAAUAUCCUUUUUAACAAUAUUGGAUUUCAACUUCCAGACGCUGGUAUUGAUGUUAAAGAGAUAGUAGGCAAAAUUGAGUUAUCAGAAGCAGGUGCGAUUAUUAAGCAGCUUGAUGGCAUCUUGAACGAUGGAAGAUUUGUGAUUGCAGGACCCACAGAUAUUGAAAUCGCCUGCUUAGGCAAACUCUUCGGUCCAAUUAGGCAGCCGGUUUUCAGCGGAAACGUUUCGGUGCUCAGAGGAAAAAUUGGGAUUCCUCCGCAGACCUUUGAAUUCACUGAAGGAUCUACAAUCCGUAACCAGAGCACUGUCGAUUUUGAUCCGGAACUCACUAUUUUUCUCCGUACACCGAACCGCAUUCGAGGCGUGCUACCGAGAGACGAGAGCACUGUGGAUAUUCAGGUGUAUGCCUCCGUUACUGGCACUCUAAGCAAUCCCAACUUCAUCCUGAGCGCGCCCCCUGAAACGACCACGGAAGUCCUCUCACAUGACGAUAUUAUAGAUUUCCUCUUACGCAACGCUGCGCUCUCAGGCGCACUCGAAGCGCAGGAAUCAGUGGAACUCUCACGCGAUAGAAAGAAGACAGAGGAAACGGCUAUUUCGCAAAGUGAGACAUCCAAUCAGAAACAGAUUGCAAAGAUAGAGUACUACAUUGGCACAACCCCUGCGGAAGAAACCACAGAACAACUCAAUAUACUUAGAAACCAGACAGUCGUAUAUGCUGGCGACCUACUACUGUCUCAGUAUGUCAUUCGACAGAGCAUCAAAGAACUCUACGCGAUACAGCAAUAUUCCCAAAUUCAGGUAUACUCGCAGGACACUCCCGAUGGCAUUGUUUUAACCUACCAACUGACUCCUUUCGCGCGCAUUGAGCAAAUUGUGCUCUCCGGCAUCCCUGAAAACGAAGUCAAGACCGCCAUCGAGAAUACGAUGCGGUCAAAGCAGGGAGGAAAGUAUGUACCUACAAUCGCUAAAACCGAUGCGCAGCGCAUUAGAAGGGUCUGUCAAGCGUACGGGUAUUUCGACGCUAAAGUCAUAGUCCCCGAUGCACUCACCGAAACUGGUACGUUAACCUACCAAAUAACUGUGGGAGAUCCUUCAGUCAUCAAAAUAUUGCAAAUUAAGGGCAAUGCCACUAUCUCAACGAAUGAACUUAAAGCAGCCUGUAACUUUAGCCGACUCUCUCCGAUUUACAACAAAUCUGCCGUGGAUACCGAUGUAGCAGCCAUGUUAGAACUUUACCGUAAAAACAACCAUCCCACCGCCACCAUCGCCCCAACCUUUGUCCCUGAAACCGGUGUGUUACAAUUUCACAUCAAUGAAGGCAAGCAGGUUCAGUUUAAUUUUGUCGGAGAACUCCCUCUAUCGCUCCAAGAUGCGUUCAGAGAAGACAUAGUUUCGCUAAUAAACACAGCCUCCGCUUCUAUGUGGGAACGCCGGAUAAACUCUUAUUUCAAAGCCGAAGGCUACCAUGAUACCACCGUAGAUGAGGAGACACUGGAUGCAUCCAGUGUUCGACUUACGAUUAACCCAGGGACGCGUUAUGUCGUUAAGGGUCGUCACUUUCUCCGGGAACCGGGCGUUUUCGGACGCAAAACUCAAGCGAGAGAUGACAAUGAAACCCAUAGGCGGAUUCCUGCGAAACCUACAAGCGGACAUCAACUCGAUACAGAUAUACAUCGGCUCAAAAUUUUAUACGGAAAAGCCGGUUACCCGCAGGCAGUCAUUAAGACAACGCUCGAUAAGAAAAAUCCAAACAACCGGCGUAUUGGCGAAGCUGUGAUACACGUCACAAUAAUUGAAGAACAUAAAGAGAUGAUUCACCGAUGCGACAUCAGCGGGAACAACGCGUUAGAUACCGCGACGCUUCUGGCACGUUUGCAGAGUGAACUCCCCUUCCCGCAGCCGAAUGCCUCGCUUGCGCGGAAAGCCUACGGCGACGCAAUCUUAAAAGCCUAUCACGAACUCGGAUACAUUGAUGCAGUGGUUAGUAACUCGUAUAUAUCAGAAACGGAAGAUCCAGUUUUUCGAGUAACGGGUAAUUUCUCGGCACCGCUUGAGAAAGGUAAACUCCCUCCAGAAAUCCGAACGGAAUUUGAGAGACAUAACCUUACACUUACGGGCGUUUACAUAGCCACCUAUAUCGGCAACCGUUGGAGUCUCCAAGACAUCGAAGGUAACCCACGGUAUACACUUAAACAGGAAGCGACACAUCUUGAGGUUUAUGAGCACGGGGUACUGCAUCUCACUGUGGAUCAGGAGAGUGAACAGGUAGUGUUCGGUAAAUUCUAUUUUGUGGGGGACACGGAUGUCGUGAAACAACACGUGCUUGAACGGGAAAUUACUCACCUUGAGGGAACUCUUUGGACAUCAGAGAAGUUAAGUAGUGUCUUGCAAAAUCUCUAUAGCUUAGGGAUUUUUCGCAGCGUCCAAAAUGAACGCUUCUCACAGGUUACCCGUAGCAUCAGGACACCGCAAUCAUCCAAGGUUGCAGAUUCCGCUAACCUCCGUCUCAGGAAAAUCAACGAUAUUUUAAUAACGGUCGAAAAACAGAAACCAAGGACCUACAGUGUGAGCAGUGGUUACAGUUUCGCAGAGGGUUUCCGCGGAACAUUGGCGUUAACGGACAGCAACUUUCUCUUUAAGCGGAACAUCCGAGGACGUGUGCGCAGUAGAUUGGGAUGGCGAGACGAGUUAGGUUAUCUCUUUGAUGCAACGCUCACCGAACCGUGGUUGAUUGGACGGACGCGCGGGAGUCUACAGGUAUUAGCCAAGAAGUUAGAGGUGGACGAUAACGUCCGCGCACUUCAAGGAAGGUUUCAUCCUCAGCAGAGACUUGUCUGA